AUGGCCAUUGAGAAUAAAGGAUUAACAGAAAGGAUAAAUGGAACAUAUCUCAUUUGGGUAUUCUUUGAUAUUCUUGUGUUGGAUGAUGAAUCUUCCGAUGAAUGCGAAAUAAAAAUAAGGGAUAUUUAUCUUGUAGUUACUAGUAGUAGAAAAACUGCUAUUAAAGCUGUUCAAGAUAAUAACUUUGAAACUGCAUCAGAUGAUUUAUACUCAUUUCACCAUAAGUGGAAAUACCGUGGAAAGAUAGGAGCGAAAUCUGAAAAUGAUUUUGUGAAAAAGUAUCCUGUUAAGGCUCUUGAGGAAGGUGAAGAGAAUCCAGAGGAGAAAGAAUAUAUGGGUGGUCCAAUUAAGAUCAAAAUUAGUACAGAAGAUGAUUUUACUUCUAGUUUACUUAAACUGCCAGUCAAAAAGAAAGGUUCACUUAAAUUUUUCUUACAAAAGUGUGGUCUUUAUAGUAAAGCCGACAUGCCAUAUGAUAAAAUAAUGAAGAUACAGAAACUUCUUGAAGUAUAUGCUGUUAAACGAGAUAUAAUAAUAAGUACAAGCGUUCCUGAAAACAUAGAAAAAGGGAAAUAUCCUAGUGUAUACAUAUUUUCACCUAAAAAAGGGAUUGAAAGAUUUGAAGCAAAAGCUUUGAAAGGUAUAUGUGAACACUUUUUAUGUGAAAGUGGAAACUCACUAUCCCCUAUCUUUCUUCAUAAAUUAGCCUGUAGAACUACUAUAGCGGGAAAAGACAACCUUAAUCUUGUUGCUGAAUUUGUAUCAAAGAAAGGGUUUGGGAUAAAAUAUGGGGAUACCGAUUCUUUAUAUCUCACCUGCCUGGAUAGGUAUUAUGAAAAAUGUGAUGAAGCCUUCUCUAGAGAAGAAAUUUUCAAAGUAGCGUACUGGACUGAAAUAGUCAAAAUUACUAUAAAUGUGAUGAGAAAGUUGUGUGAUCAAAAUGUAUUGAAAAUUAUUUGUGUCAGUGAAAUUGGGUUUAACAAAACUGUUACCAAUUAA
Funneliformis geosporum is the source of this 999-nucleotide messenger RNA. NCBI's taxonomy places the organism in Eukaryota, Fungi, Glomeromycota, Glomeromycetes, Glomerales, Glomeraceae. The record is from the annotation of a GenBank genome assembly.